UUUUAAAAGACGUUAUUGUGAAGUAUUGGUUAUUUUAGUUGAUAAAUAGUUAGUCGCAUAAGAUCGGCAAUGCAUGAUAUUACAGUCCCAUACGUAUGAGUUUCUGUGGGUCAACGCUAAAUUUGAUUGGCCGAUCGAUCAAGCAAGCUCCGCUACGGAUAGCGAGCGUCUGCCUCGCCGAAACUCCCGGGGCAGCAAAUGUGGUGGAGAGGAAAAAGAUGAUCAUGCAUCCCAAAGUCUCUACAGUGCUUUGACUUCAGGAAGCCUAACAAAGUUACACCAUGAGCCAGCCAUCAGGAGCAGUGAGAAGGGGUGGCAAGCCGAACAGGGGAGGAGGCAGGGCCAACCGUGGAGGAAGGGGAGGAAGAGGUGGAGGAGAGGGAAGUGGGAGAGGAGGUGGGAGAGGAGGAAGAGGUCGAGGAGGAGGAGGUAGAGGUGGAGAAGGGAGAGGACGAGGAGGAAGAGGUGGUGGCCGUGGUGGAAGAGGAGGAGGAGCUAGAGGUGGUGGAGGCCAGCAGCAAGGGGCAAACAUAAAGCCCUAUGGACCGGUGGCAGACACAGGAGCCAGGAAGUGCAAGAGUGUAUCCAUGUCCUAUGACUAUGAUGAUGAUGACUUUGUACUCAUGCCCAAACAAGACAAACAGAAGACAUCAAGCUACCAGGCCCCUCAAACUCACCAACCAAAGGCCUCCCAAUCUUAUCAGUCCAAUGCUCCUAGUCGCAGGAAAGGCAACUAUCAACCCUCCAAGGUCAAGAUGCAGUCCCUCCAUAUGAGUGAUGAAAACCAAGAACUAGUCAAGGAUGUCUUGAGGGAACUGCAUGGAGUAGAUCUGGACCUAAACAUGGGACUGGAAGACUACGAAGAGCUUGAUUAUGAUACUCAUCGUCACUUCUGGACUGAUGACAACUCCCUGAAGGUAGAGGCAUCUGGUUCAAGCUUUACCCCUCUAGGUGUCUGGCGUGAGGAAGAGGAUGAUAGAGACAACAAAGAUGACACCCAAAAGAUCAGUAAAUAUGCCGUGGAGAAACUUAUCAGGUGUGGAUACCCUAAGAAAGACAGUCUGCAGGCAUUGGAGGAUAAUGAUGCAGAUGCAGGUUUAGCAUUGGAACAACUCUACAAAGAUUUCUUGAAAAAUCACUCGAUAUCGUCAGAACAAGAUGCUGCUGAGGACAGUGUCACUAAAGAGUCUCUCAUAGACCAGAGACAGGAAGAAGCUUUUGCUUUGAGCUCAAUAUAUGAAUCAGACUUCUCUGAGCGGAUACCUAACCAAGUCUGGACGUUGAGAUUAAAGCUCUCUCACAUUGACAAAUCCCUCAAGGAAGCGCAAAAGAAUGAAAAGAAGAAGUCAGCUGAGAAGGAGAGGGAAAAUCGUAGGAGAAAACAGAAUCUUUGCCAUUUCUAUCAGGAAGGUAGCUGUAGGUUUGGAUCUCGAUGCAAGUUCGUUCACGAGGCCCCUUGGGACACUGAGGAUACAGAGUUUGACGAGUUUAUGGAUGAGGACAACACUAAGUGGUACCAGUUGGAGGUGCGGUUUCCUAGUGAUAACUCGUACCCAUGGCAACCACCGAUUAUUGCAUUUUCAUCCACCCAUCCCGACUUCCAGUCAGCGAAGUGCCUGAACGUAACCAAGCGGCUGGCUGAGGAGUCCUUGGAGCAUGCAUCGAGUGGGAGCCCAGCUGUGUUUAGCCUUGUCGGUGUCCUGGAGGAUGAACAGGAGAUGAGGAUAUUACUAGAUGGCAAGCCUCUACCGUUUCAAGCUAGGAAACUACCAGCAAGGACUAAACUUGUUGUAGAGGAUAUAGAAGAAGAAUCUCCUGAUGGAGAAACACCGCUCAAUGAACAGUCUGACUCGGCUUUAGGAGCUACAGCGGGUGAUGCAAAGGAAGCAGAGGUGCUGACUGGAAGGGAAGGAGCAAAGAAUCUUGGAAAAACUUUGUAUGUUCCACCAAAGAGGAGUAAACGAGAUGAAGAAAGAGACAAUAGAAGGCUGAAGGAGCAAUUCAAGAAGGCCCAGACAAGCAAUGCUUACAAGUCAAUGCUUGAGAGGAGAGAGGCUCUACCUGCCUGGAAAGAACAGGACAACAUUUUGGACACUUUGAGCAAGUACCAGGUUCUUGUAGUGAGUGGAGCUACAGGGUGCGGAAAGACAACCCAAGUGCCUCAGUUCAUCCUUGAUGCCUCCCUUCAAGGUAAAGGUUUGGAUGUAAGUAACAUCAUCUGUACCCAACCCAGGAGGAUCUCGGCCACGGCAGUAGCAGACAGGGUGGCCAAGGAGAGGACCACCAGGCUAGGAGAUGUUGUGGGUUACCAGAUCAGGCUAGAAAAUAAACAGUCUGCUUCGACUCGACUGAUGUUCUGUACGACGGGAAUCUUACUCAGGAGGUUGGAGAGUGACCCUGUCCUCAACGGAGUCUCCCAUGUCAUAGUGGAUGAAGUCCAUGAGAGAAGUGAAGAAAGUGAUUUCUUAAUGAUGGUUCUAAGAGACAUGUUGCCACAGCGACCUGACCUUCGCAUCAUUCUCAUGAGUGCUACCCUCAAUGCUGAUCUAUUCUCUAGUUAUUUCUUUGAUUGUCCUGUCAUCAACAUCCCUGGUAAAACCUUUCCAGUAGAUCAGUACUUCUUGGAAGAUGCAAUUGAAUAUACUGGGUAUGUCCUAGAUGAGAACUCACCCUUAGCCCGGCCUAUCAAGAGAAGCAAUGCGGUACCUUCUGAGGCUUCGGCCAGAGCUAUGAGCAAGGUCAGGUAUGACAACCUGGAUGAGGAGAUAGCUGAAGCCUUCGCUUCCACUACUUUUAACCCUGCCAAAGAUAACGUGAAAGAUGCUAAUUUGACACUGCAGCAGAUGGCACUCAGAUAUGAAGAUUAUGAGAUGUCCACCAUCAAGACAUUAGCUACUAUUGACCCUGAGAAGAUUAACAAUGACCUGAUUGAAGAUCUCAUCAAAUGGGUAGUUGAAGGAGAUCACGAUUACCCCAAGGAUGGUGCCAUCUUGAUAUUUCUACCAGGACUGGGUGAAAUCACUGAUCUCUAUGAGCAGCUUCAAAGCUCACUCUGUGGACCAAGAAAAACUAAAAAGUACAAGCUGAUACCCCUCCACUCGUCCCUCUCGAGCGAAGACCAGAAUGCAGCCUUUGAUAAACCCAAGGAAGGCAUCACUAAGAUCGUCAUAGCAACCAACAUAGCCGAGACAUCUAUCACCAUUGAUGACAUUGUCUUUGUUAUUGAUGCUGGUAGAAUGAAAGAGAAGCGAUAUGACUCUGGAAAGAGAAUGGAGUCCUUAGAAACCGUCUGGGUAUCUAGAGCCAAUGCCAUGCAGCGUAGAGGUCGAGCAGGGCGUGUGACGGCCGGAGUCUGUUUCCACCUCUUCUCCAAAAACACCUUUGAGCAUGUACUCAGGGAACAACAGUUACCAGAGAUCCAGCGUAUUCCAUUGGAGCAGCUUGUACUAAGGAUCAAAAUCCUAGAUGUCUUUCAAGGAUACCAUGUCAAGGAAGUGUUGAACAAGUUACUAGAGCCUCCCAAGACAGAGAAUAUUGAUGAUGCUGUUCAGAGGCUGCAAGACUUGGGAGCUCUUACAAUAGAUCAGGAUCUGACAUCUCUGGGCUACCAUCUUGCAUCUCUUCCAGUAGAUGUUAGGAUCGGUAAGCUGAUGCUCUUUGGAGCCAUCUUCCAGUGCCUUGACCCAGUUCUAACCAUCGCAGCAAGUCUCAGCUUCAGAUCACCAUUUAUGGCACCAUUUGACAAGCGAGACCAGGCAGAUAAAAAGCGACAAGAGUUUGCUAUUGGUAAUAGUGAUCACCUGACUCUGUUAAGGGCUUACAAGGGCUGGACCACAGCAGUUGAAAGAAGCAACUACUUCAGCUACAGAUUCUGUCACGAGAACUUUCUUUCAGUCAAAACUCUGCAGAUGAUUGCCAGCAUGAAGCAUCAGUUUGCAGAGCUCCUUGGAAGCAUUGGUUUCGUUGGCCUUGAUAUGACUGGACGUCAGAUGGACAGGAAGUCGAAUGGUUACGGAGAUAUGAUCAUCAAGGCAUGUGACCCUCAGAUCAAUGUGAAUGCCAGCAAUGACCGGCUGGUCGUAGCAGUUCUUUGUGCUGCCCUCUAUCCUAAUGUAGUCCAGGUCCUGACCCCAGAGGCCAAAUACACCCAGUCCAGUGCAGGAGCUGUUCCUAUGAAUCCAAAGGCCCAGGAACUCAAAUUCAAGACCAAAGAUGAUGGAUAUGUGAGUGUCCAUCCAAAGUCUGUCAACUUUCAAGUGAGAUACUUUGAGAGCCCAUAUCUUGUCUUCUUGGAGAAAAUCAAAACAUCAAAGGUAUACAUACGAGAUUGCAGCAUGGUGUCUGUCUACCCGUUGCUCCUGUUUGGGGGAUGCGAACUCAACAUUGACCUCAAGGGAGGAGAGUUCAUCAUAUCACUUGACAAUGGAUGGAUUCAGUUCCGGGUCAAGUCUAUUGAGGUUGGUGAGCUGAUGAGAGAGCUUCGGAGAGAACUUGAUCAGCUCCUGGCCGAUAAGAUUCAACAACCUGAUAUGGAUCUAGGAACUUGCCCAAGAGGAAGCCGAAUAAUUGCAGCUAUCGUUCAACUCAUCAGCACACAAUGAGGAUAUGUCCCUAUCAAAACAAAAUUCAAUAAGCUGAUAUGGAUACAGGGAUUGCCCUAGAAGAAGCCAGAUAAUUGCAGGUAUUUUUCAUCUCGUCAACACACAGUGAGUCCCCAUAUAGCAUAAGAUCAAACAACCUUUUAUUGAUCUAGGAAACUGCUCUUGAGAAAUUGGAUCAUAGCAGCACUUGUUCAACUCGUCAAAACACAGUGAGGAUAUGUCCCUAUUGCAUAAAAUCAGACAUCCUGAUAUAUAUCUAAGAACUUUCCCUCGAGGAAGCCGGAUCAGAGCAGCUAUAGUUCAACUCAUCAGCACACAGUGAAGGAUAUGUCCUCAUCGCAUAAGAUCAAACAACCUUAUAUGGAUAUAGGUAAUUGCCCUAGAAGAAGCAGAAUAAUUGCAGCUGUUGUUCAACUCAUCAGCACACAAGAAGGAUAUGUCCUCAUGGCAUAAGAACAAACAACCUGACAUGGAUCUAAGAACUUGCCCCAGAAGAAGCUACAUCAUAGAAGCUAUUGUUCAACAAUUUCAACUCCUCAGCACAAAGAAGAGAUAUGUCCUCAUUGCAUUAGAACAAACAACCUGAUAUGGAUCUAGGAACUUGCCUUAGAAGAACAACUUCAACUCAUUAGUGCACAGUAGGGAUACGUCCAAAUCACGCCAACAGUACAUACUUAUAUCAUCAAUUCCAUGGAUUUAUGGAUUGUAAACUUUCAAACUGUAUUGCAUGUAUUAGUAAAUCAUGUUAAAUGGAUAACUUUUAUAGGCAAAAGAUAUUGUAGUAUGCCUAGCAAUUUGAGUGUGGGAACCCUUGUUAUAUGCUCCCCAGGGAGUGGAAAAGUGUGUAGAUAUUGUGCGGCAAGCCAAAAUCUGAUGUUCACCUUUAAGAGGACUUUGUGGAGGAAAGAGAUCAUGAAAGUUAUUUAGAAACUAUUUUAAUUUUUGCUCCCUCCCAAAUAAUAAUGAAGGAAUAAAAAGACAUUAAUAAUAGAAUUUAAAAAAUUGCAGCUUACAAUGAAUUCAAUUUAUAAUAUUUCAGAUUUAUAUCUGCAUGGGUCAUGAUGUUUGUGACCUGAAUAUUUCUAUGAAUGAAAAUGAUCACAAAUCUGUUAUUUAUGCUGAGUAAACUGCUUGGAGAGUAUUAUGCCAAAGAAUUAAGUAUCAUCUUGCACAAGUUGUGUCCGUUGUACCUUUAUUUUGUUCAAAAGUUGUACUUAAAUAUAUUGAUGUUGAAUAUAAUCAUAUAUUUAUUGUGGAAGGCUGGUGAUUUUCAAUCUCAGAGAAAAUAGGUAAAGAGGUUUAUGGUUUCAUGAUGUUGGUGAAGUCGUCCUGAAAAGUGAAUGCUCUGAAGAGAAUUGUCAGGGGCAUGAUGUUUCAAGCGGUACUGUAGGGAUGUAUUUGAUAACUUUGUUCUCUGUUACAACAGAUAAGUCAGGGGAACAUCCAUAUUCAGAUCUCCCAUGUAUGAUAGCUUAACAAAUGUUACAUCUAUGGCUUCACAGCAUGUAGGAUUUCAAAGCAGCUUUCUGAUACCCCCCAUGUUGUAUUUUGAUUUUUAAGUUUAUUUUAUCGAUUCCUUAUCCAAAAUAUAAAAUAUUACAAAGAAAAUUAACAUUUUUUUAAAUGGCCAAACAAAGAGUUACAUUGAUAAAAGAACAUUUGUUUUUUUAACAUGAACAGAAUGGCAAAUUAAACAAAACAAAACAUAGGAAAAAAAAACAUUACUACUUGCUGUCGAAAACCUAUUACUCUUGAUCAAGUGUCAUUUUGCAACGCAUACAUGUAAGUCAUAAAAUCAGGUACAUAUAUAUAGUUUAUUGCAAACUAGAUCACACCAUUAUGUAGUAUACGCAUAGAGUGAGGGAUUGGUAAUUGUAUUGUGAUUUGAUUUGAGGCCAUGCUUCUAAUGUACAACUUGGAUUUCAAUUAAUUUUAUUUAUUCCAGGAAUACAUAUUUUACUGAUAUAGAUUUUUUGGGGCACCAACAGGAACUUAAAGUUUUCUUCAUCAGUGUAUUUAAGGUAAUCUGGUAUUAUGUCUGUAAUCUUGUAUAUGCAGGGAUUGAAAGACAUUGGAAACAAAGAUGCUGACAGUAUUACAGCUUGAAGAUGUGGCUAAUGUGACUUUUGUUAGGGUACUUGGGCCCUGUAAUAUAAAAACAUAAUUAUAUUAGGUGUAACUCUUCCAUGCCAAACUAUGUGAAACAAGGUACAUUUCAUUUAUCAUAUCUCUUUAUGCUACAAGAUUUUAAUGUGCUUUUCAAGGCAAAAAUUUCAGAAUCAAGUGCCUUUGGGCCUACCAUCUAUGCAUGCAGCCAAUGUCAAUAUGUGUAGUCAGUAUUGUUGAGGAA
This is a messenger RNA of Lytechinus variegatus (green sea urchin), 6951 nucleotides long. RefSeq names its product putative ATP-dependent RNA helicase DHX57. The coding region runs from base 282 to 4601 and encodes 1439 amino acids. The transcript has 26 exons. The record is from RefSeq and is a predicted model, not a curated record. Gene Ontology annotation, molecular function: ATP binding; protein binding; RNA binding. NCBI's taxonomy places the organism in Eukaryota, Metazoa, Echinodermata, Echinoidea, Temnopleuroida, Toxopneustidae. Gene Ontology annotation, cellular component: intracellular anatomical structure.